Messenger RNA from Sapajus apella (tufted capuchin), 2102 nucleotides. RefSeq names its product transmembrane protein 102 (gene TMEM102). The transcript is spliced from 2 exons. The coding region runs from base 553 to 2079 and encodes 508 amino acids. The record is from RefSeq and is a predicted model, not a curated record. NCBI's taxonomy places the organism in Eukaryota, Metazoa, Chordata, Mammalia, Primates, Cebidae.
AGAAUGAAAGGAGUGACUGAACCCUGACUGGCGACUCGACCCCGCCGAAACCACCCCGACAGCCUCCAGAAAGGGGCGUGGCAGAAAAUGUAGGGGCGUGGUCACAUGGGCAUCAGGAAGAAGUAACCUGUUGAAUCUAUUUCUCCUCCCCACCCUUACUGCUUUUUUCCGUACGGGAGAAGCCGCAGACCAAUAAGCCUCUUCAAAAAAAGAGGUAAAGGGAGGUAGACAAGAGGCGGCGGCGGAGGCUGGCUACUGCGUUCCGUAGGAGGCGCCAACAGUUACUUUUUACCCGCUGAGUCCGGUGAACCAGUUCAUGGGGGUGGGGACCUGCAUAUGAGAAAAGGGCCAGGAUAGAGGAGGUAUUUAUUUGUUCAUUUUGAGAAUUAAAUUUAGAACCCAUCAUCUACAGACCCAUUUGUAGACUGUGUCUGGGGCACUCGCCCGGCCUCAAGAGGAGGAAAGAACGGGGGCGAUUUUUGGCAGCAAAGGAAAGGCCCGUCUCGGCUACCUGCCUUCCGUGUUUUCCUUGGCCUAAAGCGAUAGAACCAAAUGGCUUCUGUGGUCUGGGGAAGUGCCCCCUGGUGGGGCCCGCCGCCCCCGGCCCCAGCUCGGCCGCUUACGGACAUCGACUUCUGCUCUGGGGCGCAGCUGCAGGAAUUGACCCAGCUGAUCCAGGAGCUGGGUGUGCAGGAGAGCUGGAGUGACGGGCCCAAGGCGGGAGCCGACCUCCUCCGAGCCAAGGACUUUGUCUUCUCUUUUCUUGGUCUAGUUCACCGUCGGGACCCUCGGCUUCCUCCCCAGGCAGAGCUCUUGCUGCUUCGUGGUGGGAUUCGCGAGGGCUCCCUGGAUCUGGGGCAUGCACCCCUGGGUCCCUACGCCCGGGGACCUCACUACGAUGCCGGCUUCACACUCCUAGUGCCCCUGUUUUCGCUGAACGGCACAGAACUGCAACUGGACCUGGAAUCUGGUUACACACAGGUCCGCCUCCCAGAACUGGUAUGCGGAACCCCCAUCCGGGAGAUGUGGCAGGAUUGCUUAGGACCCCCAGUCCCAGGAGGAUGUGAUUCAAUCCACCGAACCGAGAGCAAAGAAAGUCCCAAGGACUCGCAAAGCUCUGUAGACCAGCGGCACAGCCACGUCACUGAGCACGAGGCGCCAGUGCCUUUGGAAAAAUCAUCUAGCGACGUUUCAGCGUCCGAGUCUCCACAGCAUGACGUCAUCGACCUUGGCUCCACUGCACCUUUGAAAACACCGAGUAGUGACGUCACCAAGGCAGCCGUCGAAAGCCCGGUCCCAAAACCUUCGGACGCUCGGGACGCAUGGCCCACAUUAUGCCCCGCCCAGGUGGCUGCCUGGUUCUUUGCUACGCUGGCGGCAGUGGCCGAGUCUCUGAUCCCGGUCCCCGGUGCUCCACGUCUGGUGCAUGCAGCUCGCCACGCGGGUUUCACCACCAUCCUCCUGGCUACCCCUGAGCCCCCUCGCCGCCUCCUGCUCUUCGACCUGAUCCCAGUGGUGUCCGUAGCCGGCUGGCCCGAGGGGGCUCGGAGCCACUCUUGGGCUGGCCCACUGGCGUCCGAGUCGGCUUCCUUCUACCUGGUGCCGGGUGGCGGCACCGGGCGGCCAUGCGCCUCCGCCUGGCAGCUCUGUUUCGCCCGCCAGGAGCUGGCGCUCAAAGCGCGCAUACCAGCGCCGCUGCUGCAGGCGCACGCGGCGGCCCAGGCGCUACUGCGCCCGCUGGUGGCCGGGACCCGGGCGGUGGCGCCCUACCUCCUGCGGACGCUGCUGUACUGGGCGUGCGAGCGGCUGCCUGCGCUCUACCUGGCGCGGCCUGAAAACGCAGGCGCCUGCUGCCUCGGGCUGCUGGACGAGCUUGGCCGAGUGCUCGAGGCUGGAACAUUGCCUCACUAUUUUCUGAGCGGCCGAGAGCUCCGUACGGGGGACGGCUCGGCUGCGCUGCUCGCGGCGUUGGCCCGGCUCCGCGGGGACCCUGCCAGUGCCCUCCGCGCCGCGGUGGAGGAGGCCAAGGUGGCCCGCAAGGGGGGCGGUUUGGCGGGCGUGGGGGGCGGGGCCCAUUAAAGACGCUGCUCCUACUGGUGGAA